Seriola dumerili (greater amberjack) is the source of this 2286-nucleotide messenger RNA. Its product is annotated as cyclin-dependent kinase-like 3. Gene Ontology annotation, molecular function: ATP binding; MAP kinase activity. The coding region runs from base 1 to 2286 and encodes 761 amino acids. Lineage: Eukaryota; Metazoa; Chordata; Actinopteri; Carangiformes; Carangidae. Gene Ontology annotation, biological process: intracellular signal transduction; protein phosphorylation. The transcript has 11 exons. The record is from RefSeq and is a predicted model, not a curated record. Gene Ontology annotation, cellular component: cytoplasm; nucleus.
AUGGAGCGUUAUGAGUCUCUGGGUCUGGUCGGGGAGGGCAGUUACGGCACUGUGCUGAAGUGCCGUCAUCGAGACUCCGGCCGCCUCGUUGCCAUCAAGAAGUUCAUGGACUCCGACGAUGACAAGAUGGUGAAGAAGAUCGCCCAGAGGGAGAUCAAGCUGCUCAGGCAACUGCGUCACGGCAACCUGGUGAACCUUCUGGAAGUGUGGAAGCGCCGUCGCCGCUGGUAUCUGGUGUUUGAGUUUGUGGAGCGGACACUCCUGGACGAUUUGGAGCAAAACCCAAGUGGACUCAACCUGAACACCAGCCGCCAGUAUCUGUACCAGAUCCUGAGGGCUGCAGCCUUCUGCCACCAGCAAAAUAUCAUCCACCGUGACAUUAAACCAGAGAACAUCCUCAUCUCUCAGGAGGGCGUGGUCAAGCUGUGCGAUUUCGGAUUCGCUCGCACUAUGGCGUCGCCUGCUGACGGCGGCGUCUACACCGACUACGUAGCCACUCGCUGGUACAGAGCCCCUGAACUGCUGGUGGGAGACAUUAAAUACGGAAAACCAGUGGAUGUGUGGGCUGUAGGUUGUCUAUUAUUAGAGAUGCUAACAGGUCAACCUCUGUUUCCCGGAGACUCUGACCUCGACCAAAUCUACCACAUCGUCAGGUGCUUUGGUAACCUGACUGCUCAUCACCAGGAGUUGUUCUACAGGAAUCCCGUCUUUUCUGGAGUCAGGUUGCCAGAAUGUUACGGCCAAGUCCCACUGCAGCAGCGCUUCCCUACAAUCACAUCCACUGCCAUAGACUUGGCACAGAGCUGUCUCCAGAUGGACCCAGAAAGACGAGCUCAGUGUUCAGAACUGCUAGAACAUCCUCUGUUCACACAGGACUCUUUCCACAUCAGGUUUUUAAAUGAGCUGAAUGCCAAGAUCCAAAAGGACAUCAGGGAAAACUCUAUCUUUCCCAAAAUAACCAAAACCCCAAGACGAGAAAAGGAUGAUGGAAAUGAGAGAAACCAGAGAGGCAAAGAAAAGAAACAGCUGGAGGAUCUGGAUGAGAAAGUUAACAAGGAAAAGGAGAAGAAAGACGAAAAGACGGAGAAAACAAAAGGAAAACAACCUUCAAAGCUUUCUAAAACUAUUCGGAACACCUCCGAACCUUUGAUGUCCACCAAACAGUCCAAGACAUUAGGUGCUAAGCUAUGCAAGAUAACCACUACUUCGGAGCAUCAGGCACGAGACCCAGAGCAAAGACAGGUGUCUGAAUGUUCAAAAGUUUUGACUUCAAACUCCAAGCUGUCGAAGGCUACCUCAAACUCUGACUCAGAAAUAACCAAAACCAACAUGUCUUUGUCCAUCGUCCCGUCAAAGACUCGGAUUUCAGAUCUUUCAACGCAGUCCUUCAAAGUUUUUAUCGACACCAGUCCUGCACACAGCACUACAACACUGCCCAAAGGAGUAUCAAAUCCAAAGUUGUCCAAAACUGUCUUGACCUCAAUUGCUAAACCCACAAAUGACAUCACAUGUUUAUCCAACAAACCUUCAAAGGGCUUUCAGAAAGACAGGGAACUUACAGAAGUAUCAGUCAAAACCAAAACUCAGCAGGAUAGUUUUAAUACUUCAUACGAGGUUAUUAAGGAGGAUCAUGGAAACUUGAAGCUAAGACCAGCAACCAAAGCAGCGGGAAAGCACAUACCAGUAUCCCAUGCUUCUGGAAAAGAUCACAAAGAGGAUCCCGAAUCCUCAGAGCCCUCCGGUGUCCAUCAGCAGACAACUCUCAAAUCUAAGAUCAGUCCAGAAUCCAGAUCAACAUCAGCCUCCAUACUGAGUGAAAUCCCUAAAACCAACACCCUCAAAGUCUCAGAUAAAGAGAACAGAGAGGAUUUAGCACUUUCCGUGUCCACCACAACCCUUAUCCCCACCUUCUCUGUCGUCAAUGCCAACAGCCCAGCCACCAGUGAUCAUCAUACCCUCGGGGCCGGUUUCCAUCCUGGGAGCCACAGCCUUAGGUGUAUAGACAAGCCAAGGCAUCACGGUGGCGUCUAUAGUCGACUGGCCCAACAGUCUCUGUCGAGCCACAUUACAGCAUCAAUAACAGCACAGGUGUCAGAUAAGAGUCUGAUCAGCAAGCGCUCCUUCCUGUCUGAUCGCUGUAACCUUGGUAACAGCGGUGGCGUUGCCGUGGCCAAAAGGAAAUCAGACAUCCAUUUCCCAGAUCUAAGAAGCUCAGUGCUACCAGAGCUCAGAGGAAGAGAUGGUAUGCACAAAAACACAAAUACACAUCUUAGUUUCCACUUUUAA